UGUUGGGCUUUGGUUAACAAAACAAAACGAAGUGUAUCUAAAACGUAUUAUAACCAAAUAAAAAAAGAAAAAAAAAAUAUCUUCGUUCAGUGAAAAUAUUUUCAACUGGAGAAUCUGAGCUGAUUGAGCUUUGAUGUGCUCAACACCUAAAGGAGAAAUUCUUGUUCUUCUAUUGAGGGAAAAACAUGGUGAGAAGCAUCCAUGAGAGGCCAGCAAACGGGAUUGGUGCUGGUUUGGGAGCGAAUGGUUCCGCCGUGCAGAUAAGGUGCUCGAGGAUUUGCGUCAAAGAGAUUAACAAUCGAAACAGAUCAAAUUCUUGUACCCGAAUUACAGCUGAGGGAUGCCAUAAGGUAACUGUUUUGGUUUCAACACAUGAAAUUCAAGAAAUCACUCGUUGAAAUUGCUGAUUUUGCACUCGAAAUUUAUCUGUCAAUGAAAAUUAUAAUGUGGUUUGGAGCAUGAAUUUUAAUAAAUAGUUGCUAGAUAUGUAUAAUGUGGAGAAAACGACACAUCAAAAUUGAUGCAUUAAAUAAGUGAAAUUUUGUAAAUAUUAAGUGUGAAUGAGUUUCAAAUAUAAAGUACAGUUUUCAAAAGAGGAAACAAUAUAAUUUUUGUGAAUGGAGAGAAUGUUAUUCUAAACUUCAAUUAUUAGGUGCAACUAUGCCUAAGGAUUUUCGCAUCUACGAUUUCUUAAUAUUUGUUUUUUUUUUUGGGUUAAAAUGUAGAAGUUGUUAAUUGACAGCUUAUACAGAUUAUUUAAACUGACCUCAACAGCUAUGUUUCUCGAAUCCAGUAAACUAAGAAGUCAAUGUCAAAAUUAAUUACUACAAUUAAGUCAUCCGUUAAAGGCCAGCUAUACAAGUCAAUUUUCUAUUAUUAAAAUUUAUAGUUUUUUUAAUCCUUAAUCUUAGCUAGCUCAUGUGGACUAAUGAUUUUAUUAAUUUCAUGGAAUCUAUUGACCUUUCACCUUUCAAGAACUGACUUGUUCAUUGAUAGAUCUAUUGUGGUGUCUAUAUAAAUAAUAUGUACAAAUUUUUUGAUGGUGUAAAAUUGUUGACCGUCGGUAGAAUAAUCUUAAAAUAAUAUGGUUGUUGGGAUGUCAUAAUUGUAUGAUUUGUAUCUUUUCAAUAAUACAUUGUUAGAUAGAAUUGAAUCAUUACCAGUUUCUCUCUUCGAUAUCUUGUCUCUCUGCAAUUGUUAUUGUUCCUUCAUAUGAUCUGCAAAAUCUUGUAGCAAGAGCAUAAUUUAUUUCUUCUCUUCGCAUUCUGUCUUUGCAGUUGUUCCAUCAUUUUAUCUUCAUUUCAUCUGCAAAAUCUUGUGGUUAGAGCAUAGUUUCUUUCCCUUCUCUUUGUUAUUCUACCUUUGAUUAACACAACCUUGUAGCUGAGAGUGUGUGUAAGAAUGGCUUAUUCUACUCUUGUUUCCCUUGAGCGCACCAUUGAUCAAUUCCUCAAUCAUAAUCAAUUUUCCAUUUCUCCUCAUGAAAAAAAACAUAUUUUAUCUCUAGAUAAAUAUGUCCUUUCACUCCGAGCUUUUCUUGAGGAUUUUCCGGAGAAAGCCAAGAGUUUGGAAGCAAGAAUGAGUAAUGUAGCAAUGGAGGCGGAAGAUGUUAUUGAAUUGUAUAUGACGGAAAAAAUCCACUUCAAUAUUCGAUAUACCCACUGGGUUGCAGAACUAAGAAGAAUCAAGUUUAUAUUCCAGUUGCGCAGAGUAAGAGAUCAAAUGGAUUCAAUCGCCGGAGAGGUGGUGCAGAUCAAAAAUAGCAUCAUUAUCAAAGAUGCACAACUUGAUGGUUAUGUUGGGGCUAGUUCAUCCUCAUCACAAGGUGCAGAAGCUGGAAAAACCAAUAUGGUUGGCUUGAACGUUGAUUUGAUGGAAAUAAUGGGUAGGCUUUGUGGAGAUUCGCGAGAACUCCAGAUCCUCCCAAUAACUGGUAUGGGAGGUAUUGGCAAGACCACUCUUGCUAGAAAUGCUUAUGAUCAUCCAUUUUCCAUGGAGCAUUUUCAAAUUCGUGUUUGGGUCACAAUAUCACAAGAUUAUAGUGAACAGAGAAUUCUAUCAAACCUCCUAGAUUCCUUGAAAGAAUUCGACAGAGAAAGGGGUAAUAUAUCCAUGGCAGUAAAAGUGUACCAAAUCCUAGUAGGUAGGAGGUUUCUGAUUGUAAUAGAUGAUAUUUGGAGCGCCAAGGUAUUGGAUGAUAUAAGGAAGUUAUUUCCCGACAACAACAAUGGGAGUCGAAUUUUGUUAACCACAAGGCUGGCAGAUGUUGCUGCUUAUGCCAACUCCUCUAUGCCUUCCCAUGAGUUGCAUUUGAUGGAUUCAGAUCAGAGCUGGAAUCUACUACGAGAAAAGGUGUUCGGACGCCAAGAUUCCGUUGCUCCUGAAUUGGAGACCAUCGGAAGGGAGAUUGCAAGAAGUUGUGGAGGCUUGCCCCUUGCAGUGGUGGUGGUUGCAGGAAUCCUAUCUACGGUGAGUAUGACUCGAACAUUGUGGAAGGAAAUUGCCAAAAAUGUAAAAUCGUAUAUUCUUGCCACAACAGAUGGACAGGUAGAAAAGAUUUUAUCUCUGAGUUACAACCAUUUGCCUCAUCAUUUGAGGCCGUGUUUCUUAUACAUGGGAGGAUUUCCAGAAGAUCACGAGAUCAAAGUCAAGAACCUGAUAAGGUUAUGGAUAGCUGAAGGCUUUGUGAAACGGCCAGUUGCAUCAAAAAGCUUUGAAGAAAUUGCAGAAGAGUAUCUAGAGGAUCUUAUCAGGAGAAGUCUUAUUAUUGUUUCCAAUAAUAAGUCUAAUGGCAAAACAAAAAAUUGCAGGCUUCAUGAUCUGCUACGAGAUUUGUGCAUAAAGAAAUCACAGGAAGAAAAGUUUCUUGUCCACGUGAAGGGAAGGAAGCUGCUGACAAGCAUGAAAGAUGAGCGCAGGAUACGUAUCUCUCAAUCUGAUGAAACUGAAUCUUUCGCCAACGUUUUUAGCUCAACCAUCCGUACUAUAUUGUAUUUCAAGUAUGAACUCGUCUCUUUUGGGAGUUUUAGAUUGCUCAGGGUCCUUGACGUGUUGAGAGUCGGAUUUCAGUCCCGUUUUCUACCUGAUCAAUUUUUCGAGCUAUAUCAUUUGAGGUACAUUGCUUUCUGCUACGUGGGUCAUAUUCCUAGAGCAAUAUCAAACCUUCAGUGUCUUCAAACCUUAAUCGUGAAAAAUACUUUUGAUUUGCCGCGUGAAAUUUGGAAUAUGCCGCAGUUAAGACAUCUCAUUACUCUUGGUUAUUGGUGUGAGUUGGAUGAGCUCAAUGUUGCCACUUUAGCUCUAGAAAAUCUGCAAACACUUGGGACAGUGCGCAAUCUCAAAUGUUCUUUAAGCAUCGUCAACAUGAUACCCAAUCUUAAGAAACUGUCCCUCAUUUGUUCUUGGGAUUUCGAAGCCUUACUUUUACACAAUCUGAUGCAUCUGCGUCGACUUGAAAACUUGAACUUGGUACUUGGAAGUUCGUACGGAUAUACUGGUGUCCCUAAUCUUGUUCUUCCUAGCUCGCUGAAGAAGUUAGCCUUGAUCGGUUGGGGUCGCAACGGCCAUCACCUCAAGAUUGUCUGCCCGUUGCCGAAUCUUGAAGUGCUCAAACUGAGAAAAUUCGAUUUUAAGGAACAAGAGUGGACAGUUAGAGAUCAUGAUUUCCCAAAGCUGCGAUUUCUUCUCAUUGAUGAUUCAAAUCUCAAGCAAUGGAACACUGACGGCAGCCACUUUCCGUUGCUCGAACACCUACGGAUUCAUUAUUGCCGACGUCUGAGUGAAAUUCCAGAUAGUGUGGGAGAAAUUCCGACACUGAAGUUGGUUGAGGUCAAGAGAUGUGAGAAAUCCCUGGCGGACUCUGUCAAAGUAAUACAAGAAGAGCAACAAAAUUAUGGAGAUGAUUUUUUUGAAGUUCGUUGUAUUAACUGUUAGCCUAUCAGAAAUAUGCUUUCCCUCGAUUUUUGACAGAAUGCCCACGAGUUCAACGACAUAGUCGAGGCCUUCGGGUGGGAGGACAUACGGUACGUGGGGCCCGCCCCGCGCACGCAUGUCUACAAGAGGGUCUGGACGGCCAACGAAGGCCCCCUGUCGGAGUUCAUAUGCUACCACCAUGAGAUGGUCUUGAUAAAAGAAUUCCCAGGGAAGGUAAUUCUCUUCUGUGAAGUACCUCCGCCGGAAGGAGGAGAAACUCCGAUCGCGCCUAGCUUCCGUGUAACGGAGAGGAUGUUGGAAGAGUACCCGGAGAUGGUGGAGGAGAUGGAGAGGAAAGGACUGAGAUACACGUUCAUGGCCCUAAGCAAAAACGAUACUUCUUCCAUGAGAGGUCGAGGUUGGGAAGAUGCAUUUGGGACUUCAGAUUGCGUAGAAGCAGAGAAGAGGUAAGCAAUUUCGAGUUCUUUCUAGACAUAUUGUGGAGAGGGAGCGUUUACUUUGCAUGAUUGAUCAGAUGCAAGAAACCGUCGUCCAUCAACACCUACAAAUAGACUAUACCUUCAUUAGUGACAGACGAUUUUCUAAUAGAUGAUGCUUUUCGUCUGUCAUCUAUUAGCGAUUUUCUUGUAGUGAUGAUUGAGUAUUUUCAUCCUAGAGAGUAGGAUUACUCCUAUCCCACCUUUUAAUUGGGAUAUAAAUCGAGUAAAACUAGCUUAAAUGAUAGAAAAAAUCAAGGGUUUUGGGAUAUCCCAAAAUUUUAA
This is a messenger RNA of Salvia miltiorrhiza (redroot sage), 4694 nucleotides long. RefSeq names its product putative late blight resistance protein homolog R1B-14. The coding region runs from base 1402 to 3933 and encodes 843 amino acids. The record is from RefSeq and is a predicted model, not a curated record. Gene Ontology annotation, molecular function: ADP binding. The transcript is spliced from 3 exons. NCBI's taxonomy places the organism in Eukaryota, Viridiplantae, Streptophyta, Magnoliopsida, Lamiales, Lamiaceae. Gene Ontology annotation, biological process: defense response to other organism.